Messenger RNA from Vollenhovia emeryi, 3107 nucleotides. RefSeq names its product fasciclin-1 (gene Fas1). The transcript is spliced from 10 exons. Lineage: Eukaryota; Metazoa; Arthropoda; Insecta; Hymenoptera; Formicidae. Gene Ontology annotation, cellular component: extracellular matrix. Gene Ontology annotation, molecular function: cell adhesion molecule binding. Gene Ontology annotation, biological process: cell adhesion; extracellular matrix organization. The record is from RefSeq and is a predicted model, not a curated record. Bases 465 to 2057 code for a protein of 530 amino acids.
GACUCGUCGCGGGUGGUGGGGUGUAAGAGGGGUCCAGGCAUGGAGAGGGCGCAGUACCGCGCUAUCCUCCGUAUCGUUGACACGUCGAGCGGAAAGAGUGCGGCGAGGAAAGGAUUGAGGAGAGAACGGGGUGAGAGAGAGAGAGAGAGAGAGAGGGGGAGAAAGCGAGAGAGACGGUCGCUCGUUUGUCAAUCGACACGCACUCGCGCGAUUGCACGCGCGUGAAUUUUUCUGUUUCCGAGCGCGCGGUGUCCGUCCGUGGAGAACUUCCGGAGCGGCCUCGCGCGAGCGCGAUCGAGCCUUGCGUACUCUCGAUGAUCUAUCGGUGAUCGAUCGCCCGGCGACAGAUCAUCCGGGAUCGUCCGCGUGACGCGUGGGUGAACUCGUUAUUCGCGAGUGAUUGGUGAAAUUGUCCCGUGUGCCUAAUCCCGAGGGAGCUGCCGCGUCCGCCGCGAGGGACGACGAUGCUGGCAAUCCUGUUCGCCGCGGCGCUCGCCGUCGCGAGGAUCCGCGCCAGCCAGGUGACCAUGGACGCCAAGAUACGCGACGACUCCGACUUGUCCCAGUUCUACCAGCUGCUGGAAGCGAGUCAAGUGGCCAACACCACCCUCACGUAUCGCCACGUGACCGUGUUCGCGCCUACCAAUCGGGCGUUCCAGAAGUACAAUGGGAGCCUCAAGAAUCUGGUCUUGUAUCACAUGUCGAACCGGCCUUUGACGAUCGAGGAGCUAAGGGACUCGAUAUCCUCCGAGUUGGAGGGCAACCCACCCCUGUGGAUCACCAGGAGACCGGGCAAGUACGGCGUGGACGUGUACAUUAACAACGCGAAGAUCCUCCUGGAGCAGAGCAACUUCCAGUCUAAAUUGAAAGUCAACGGCGACACUAUGACACAGGUCCUGCAUAUCAUAAACGAAGUUCUGGAGCCGGUGCGAUCCAACUCGGCGGAAACGCCGAUCUACAACCCGAACGCCUUUCAAUUUCUGAACCAGAGCGAGAAUCUCAAUUUGGGCGACCAUCGCGUGCGCACCUUCCGACAGCGGAUCGUCAUCUCGAAGAAGGAAGGUAUCUUCAAGGCCGAGGGUCGCUUCACCUUCUUCAUCCCCGUCGACGAGGGUUUCAAGCCGGAGCCGAGGCCGAACAAGAUUGAUCAGCGGGUGAUCGACGGGCACGUUCUAUCCGGCGAGGUUCUCUUCACCGCGCCGACGCCGGACAAAGUGCCGUACCCGACCCUCGUGUUCUCCGACAAUCUGAAAGUCGUCGUCAGCUUUCUCAAGUCGCAAAAUAAAGUCUACGUUCAAUCGGACACGCUGCUGGGCGAUGCGAACCACCAGUCCGGUGUGGUGCUGGCGGAAAUAGUGAAGGCGAACAUCCCGGUGCGCAACGGUGUCGUCCAUCUGAUACAACGACCGCUCAUGGUCGUCGACAGCACGGUGAAGGAUUUCCUGGAGUCCUUCAAGGAAAAGGAGGAUGGACCGGUGUACAAGUUUUACGAGACCAUCCGCGAUUUCGGGGACGACAUUAUGACCUCCAUCAAUCAGCUGACUGAUGUUACCCUCUUCGCGCCCAGCAACGACGCGCUGGAGGAGCCGGGCGUGAAGCAGAUGCUGCAGGACAAGAACCGCAUGAGGGAAAUCCUCAAGCUCCACUACGUCAAGGAGCGGCUAACCCUCGAGAAGAUCAAGAGCAAGAGCGUCAGCCAAAAAUCGUUCAACGGGAGGUCGCAAAGCGGGGUAAUUACAGAUUCAUACAGCUUUCAAUGUUCCCUAGUUUUUUCUCCCCCUCCCCUUUUUUUGCGUAAACUGUUGGCAAACUCUCUAGCUGCAUCCAUUCGCACUGUCCGCUUUCAUGCGCUUCUCGAUGUUGAACGUAUUACGAGCGCGAAACGAAUGCGAGCUAACAUUUCCAACACUAACACGCCGCGCCGGGGCAUUCGGCAAUCGAUAGCGUCAAUAAAUCUCGCCCCGCCAAUAGCUUUAGUAAUCGAACGCCAAAGAGAUUUCUAUUCUUGCCGCGAUACACGGUAUACGAGGUGGUCGGAAAGUCACGUUGAAAUUUAGCGGGCGAGAUUUGACUGAUGCGUCGACGCUCGGCAAAAGGAAUGCAUUUUCGUCCUCGCGAUUCCUUCAAACUCCGCACCCAAGGGGGCAACCACCAGCUAAAAUGUUGUCCCGCCGAUUACAGGAUUUCAUCCGAUUAAAAAUACUUUCAUCUAAUUAUAAUUUUCUUAUACGUUUGAAAAUAUGUGACGUUAAUCUCAAAGAUUCACCAAAACUUUCUCAAGUCGAGCAAGUGAAUUUAUGUCAAAUUUAAUGUUUAUUGUCUAACAAGUGAAGAAACUUAAAGAUAAAGACAAAGGGAUAUAGGGAUUUCAUAAAGAUUUUACAAUGAUUUUGGAGACACUGUCCCACGAUUAGAUUAAGUGGUUACCCCCUUGUCCGCAUCUCUCGGCGUGUCGCGAAGAAGCGGACUACGUCGCGGACCAUCUCGCGGCGUGUUAAGGUCAGAGCACAAAGCAACGUAAUGGCUUACGACAAAGACGCAAGCGUAAACGUAGAGAGCACACUUACCUCUAAUUACUAGCGGCGUGACAUUUUGACGGUAUCUUUAUACGCAAAAUGCCCCAAGAACGUUUUUAAUGUAAUUUUUUUACAAUUUGGAGUCCCCAGCUUCGUUUUAACACGUUUUUAAAAAGCAAAAUAGCGCCAAGUAGCGUUCAAGUAACGUUAAAAAUCGCAAUUUUUCUUAGCAAAUAUUUCUAACGUCUAUGUUGUAUCCUAAACCAAAGAGAUUUAUGCCUAAGACUAGUUUUUAUUUACUUCUUUUAGACAUCUUACUGCUUUUGUAGCCUGAAAAUGAUAUGUAAUUUUAAGUUGUUCUAGCAAAACAUCAAGGCCCGGUUUCACCGCGUUGUUUAGCUUUGAGCUUAAUUUCUUCUUCGCCUCUUUCUAAAGUAACAGUUGGAAAGAGACAAAGAACGAAUUAAACCAAGUUUGCCUCUGAUCACGGCAUUAUCAAAAACAUUGUCAAAAUAACGCAAGAAAUCUGGAAAAACAAAACGCAAACGAUGCUAAAAUAUAACAUCAAAAUAACGUAAAAUCUGGAAAAAC